GUGGUUUUGAAACUUCGCGCCCAAACUGUCCAGGCCGUCAAAAUGAAUGAAGGCUUAGGUCCCGUCAAAAUUUCCGUCUAAAUGCCGGAAAAUGCAGUCUCGUCAAAACUCCAGUUCCGGGCUGCUGAUGGUCGGCCCGAACUUCCGGGUCGGGAAGAAGAUCGGGAGCGGGAAUUUCGGGGAACUGCGGCUCGGGAAGAACCUCUAUAACAACGAACACGUCGCGAUUAAGCUGGAGCCCAUCAAGACCAAGGCGCCGCAGCUGCAUCUGGAGUACCGGUUUUACAAAAUCCUGGGCCAGCAUGAGGGGAUCCCCAAGGUGUUCCAUCUGGGCACGUGUGGCGGGCGGUACAAUGCGAUGGUGAUGGAGCUCCUGGGGCCCAGCUUGGAGGAUUUGUUCACUUUGUGCAAUCGGCGGUUUCGGCUGAAGACCGUUCUGAUGAUCGCUGACCAGUUGUUGACGCGGAUUGAGUACGUGCACAGCAAACGGUUGAUUUUUAGGGACAUCAAGCCGGAGAACUUCCUCCUGGGGCGGACCAAGACGAAGAAGGAGAAGAUCAUCCACAUUAUUGAUUUUGGGUUAGCGAAGGAGUACAUGGACGAGGCAACAAACCGGCACAUUCCUUACAGGGAACACAAAUCUUUGACAGGGACCGCUCGCUACAUGAGCAUCAACACCCACAUGGGGCGCGAGCAGUCCCGCAGGGACGAUUUGGAGGCAAUGGGCCACAUGUUUAUGUACUUCCUUCGUGGCUCCUUGCCCUGGCAAGGCCUCAAAGCCGAUACCUUGAAGGAAAGGUACCAAAAAAUCGGCGAAACGAAGCGCACCACCCCCAUUGAGACUCUCUGUGAGGGCCACCCUGAGGAAAUGGCCACGUACUUGCGCUACGUUCGCCGAUUGGACUUUUUCGAAACGCCCGAUUACGACUACCUUCGGAAAAUCUUCAAGGAUUUGUACAAGGAGAAGGGCUAUGCCGACGAUGGAGUUUUCGACUGGUCAGACCGAUUAAUUUGGUUGAGUGGCCGUGAAAGGAAGUUCAGUGAUACAAAGUAUUAUUUCAGCAAGCAUAUUGCGCCCAGCGCUCAGAGCGAUGGCUGACACCGCCAUCGGCGACUGCGCUCGUCAAAGACUGAAACCGCAUUUUGUAACAGUUUUAUUGAAGUAAACGACCUAAGAACAA
This is a messenger RNA of Tribolium castaneum (red flour beetle), 1181 nucleotides long. RefSeq names its product casein kinase I. NCBI's taxonomy places the organism in Eukaryota, Metazoa, Arthropoda, Insecta, Coleoptera, Tenebrionidae. The transcript is spliced from 4 exons. Gene Ontology annotation, molecular function: protein serine/threonine kinase activity; ATP binding. Gene Ontology annotation, biological process: signal transduction; positive regulation of canonical Wnt signaling pathway; peptidyl-serine phosphorylation. Gene Ontology annotation, cellular component: plasma membrane; nucleus; cytoplasm. Bases 92 to 1099 code for a protein of 335 amino acids. The record is from RefSeq and is a predicted model, not a curated record.